Molecule: messenger RNA, 2355 nt
Organism: Phragmites australis (common reed)
Lineage: Eukaryota; Viridiplantae; Streptophyta; Magnoliopsida; Poales; Poaceae
Product: galactan beta-1,4-galactosyltransferase GALS1-like
Exons: 2
Coding region: 465-2024 (519 amino acids)
Source: RefSeq, a predicted model, not a curated record
AGCCCAGCAGCCACCGUUACGGCUUUCCCCCACCCCGGAGCUGGCCAUAACUCGGAAACCAGCCAGCCUUCACUGUUGCUGCUGCUUCGCGGCGCGGCCCCCCAUCACUCGCGGCGCGCGUCCAGAAGCAUCACCUCCCCUCCCAUCCCACACCGACCGGCCGACCCGACCGAUUCCCACACCACCCAGACUCCCUCAUCUCCUUCCUCCACUCCCCACAUUCUUCACAUCCUCCCAUCUUUUCUCGCCUUUCCUCGCCGUCUCGUGUUUUUCCUGUAUGCAAAGCCAGUUCCCAAGAAAGAUAGGGGGAGUGAAGAGCACAGGAGAGAAUUGCGGCGCGCAGCUGCUGCCGCUUGCUUCGCAGGUCGUCCGGCGGGCACUUUGGCGUUAAUCGCAGGCCGGGCAGCUGACGCACAGCAGCAGAGGUAGCCGGCCGGCAGGGGAUUUGGGAGAAAAGGCCAACCAUGAAGUAUAUUGCAAGGAAAGAUGCGGGAGGCGGCGGAGGCCCGUUUGCCAUCCCGUGCGUGGACAUCAAGUCGUUCGUGGCCUCGCUCGCCUUCCUGACGCUGUUCGUGGCGCUCUGGCAGCUCCAGCCCUACGGCUCCUUGCUCACUGUGGCCCGCUCCUCCGCCUCCGCCUCCCCCUGCUCCCUCCUCGCCACAACCGCCGUCGCCGCCAACCUCCCGUCUUCUAACGCCACCUCUGAAACAGCCACAAAUACGAACCAACCGUCCGCACCUACUACCACUACCGCCGCUGCCGCCGCCAGUGCCGCUCCCGUGCGGCUGGCACGGGCGGCGCGACCGGAGGACCCGAACAAGCGGGUGCUUCGGCCUUACGGCAGCGCGGCGGCGCUGUUCGUGCAGAUGGGGGCGUAUCGGGGCGGGCCGCGGACGUUCGCCAUCGUGGGGCUGGCGUCCAAGCCCACCCACGUGUUCAAUACCCCCUACUUCAAGUGCGAAUGGCUGCCCAACCCCACCGCCGGCGACCCCUCUCCGCGUCCCGUCCGGACCAAGGCGUACAAGAUGCUCCCCGACUGGGGCUACGGCCGUGUCUACACCGUCGUCGUCGUCAACUGUACAUUCCCCUCCAACCCCAACGCCGGCAACGCCGGCGGCAAGCUGCUCGUCCACGCCUACUACUCGACCAACUCCCGCCGGUACGAGCGCUUCGUGGCGCUCGAGGAGGCGCCGGGGUCCUACGACGAGUCCCGCUUCAGCCCACCGUUCCAGUACGACUACCUCUACUGCGGCUCGUCGCUGUACGGCAACCUCAGCGCCAGACGGAUGCGCGAGUGGCUCGCCUACCACGCGCGCUUCUUCGGGCCCAGGUCGCACUUCGUGCUCCACGACGCCGGCGGCGUCAGCCCGGAGGUGAGGGCGGUGCUGGAUCCGUGGGUCAGGGCCGGCCGGGUCACCGUUCAGGACAUCCGGGCGCAGGCGGAGUACGAUGGGUACUACUACAACCAAUUCUUGGUGGUGAACGACUGCCUGCACCGGUACCGGCACGCCGCUAACUGGACCUUCUUCUUCGACGUGGACGAGUACAUUUACCUGCCCAAUGGGCAGAAGCUCGAUAAGGUGCUCGGCAAGCUCUCCGGGUACACACAGUUCACCAUGGAGCAGAAUCCCAUGUCCAGCAAGCUCUGCGUGCAGGAUCCAAGCAAGAAUUACUCAAGAGAAUGGGGAUUUGAGAAACUCGUCUUCCGCAACUCGGUCACCAAAGUCAGGCGGGAUCGCAAAUACGCAAUCCAGGCCCGGAACGCAUACUCAGCCGGUGUGCACAUGUCGCAGAACGUCUACGGGAGGACAACCCACAAGACGGAUAACCUGAUCAGAUACUACCACUAUCACAACUCCAUCAACGUCAUGGGAGAGCCUUGCCGGGAGUUUGUGCCAAUGCCAGUUAACGGCAGCAAUACCAUGUUCGAGGGAGUCCCCUAUGUCUAUGACGAUAACAUGAAGCGAUUGGUGGGCGAGAUCAAGCGAUUCGAGAAGGAAACCCUUGGAUCUGUUCAGACAUAGAAGUUGGUUACUGAAGGCUGGCGGUACAUAUACAUUUGACAUUCUUUGGAUGCUUGGUUCGUGUGGGGCUCAACUCUUCUGCUAUUCUGCGCCAUCGUCACUGUCCACUGCGUCUGCUAUUCUCCUAACUUUAACCAGACGGGAGAGUUUGUUAGGGGUGGUCCAAAUGGUGUAAAGUUUUGGUUUUUAUUGGCAUGACCUCUACAGAGGCACUGCUGUUGCUGCAAUUCCUUUUUCUUACCUUUUCUCCUUUUAUCCCCCACAUCUGUUUAUAGAUCUGUGUAGACUGAUGAUGCUGGCUUUUAGUCAUCAACUAGAUUCUUUUAUUCUA